CCCUCGCCUCGCCUAGCGCUGGUUCCGCCGCAGCAAUCCGCUGCUCUUGGUCCCGUAUGCCCUCUAUUCAGCCAUCAGCACGGUAUCCCGACUGCAGCACAUAACUCGGUCAACAUAACUCGGUCAACAUGGAGCCGGUUCCCGAAACAGAGAGGAUGGAGGAGUUCCGGCCAUCACCACUUCCCAGCUUGAGGCUUCAGGGAACAGCGUCUGGCGGCUCUCACGAAAACGACUUCCUGAGAAAACCUCCCACUAUCCGCCGAUCUACCGACCCUUCACCGUCCUCUCCCAUAUCGCCGUCUUGGAUGCCGCCUGCUCUCCCGUAUCGACCCCGCGCAUCCUCGCCGUUGUCUAGCAACCACGUCAGGUCGCGAUCGGCCGCGAGCUUGGCUCCGCCCAUGGCUCGGACUCAGUCCAUGCCCAGUACAAAUGCUACUGGGCACCUCCUCUACUCUCCUCAGCUCCGCCCGCAGAGUCCCGCCGGUUCCCCCAGCCGAAUCCGCAUCCCGCGAAAGCCGAUAGACGAGGGCUUCCCUUCCUCGCCGACCCGCGUCUCUGUCCUAGACCCCCAGCGGAAACUGUCCGAGAGGAGCAGUUCGCCAAACCUAGCGCUGGGCAUCGCACCUCCCACAACAAUGCCCAAAGUGCGGCGACCGUCAUCACCGCUCUUCCAGGUUGCUCAUGUCAGCAACGGCUCAAUUCCCGGCGCAAUCCCAACCACACCCUCUUCGAUUGGCAAUUCCCCAUCAUACCGAUCAUACGAUUCGUUUUCUGGCAGCUACGCCUCUUCUGCAAUAUACCCCUCGUCCUCUGUGCCUUCGACUCCCACCUCUGCCAGGUCGAGGAGCCCCAGCAUCUCUAGUCUCGAGACUAUACCCGACUCCCCCGAUGCUGAAGAGGCUGCCUUGGAAGCCGAGAGAAUAGCCCAGCUGAAAGCUGCGGCGGACGCUGCCGAAGGCGGCGAUGCCAAGGGCAGAAGCAGCCUGGAUAUGCCUAUCCGCGGCCGGACAUUGACCGGCUUCAGCUCCCGGGACAAGCGGAAGCGAUGGAGUGUGUGUGGUGCCGAGAGAAGGCAGGAUCUGGACUUGGAGACGAUAUGGGAGGACUGACGCCCCCCAUUGAGCUGUAUCGUAUUUAGGAGCCUCAGUCUGAGCGGUUAGCAUCCCUCUUAUCAUCUAAGGCACGUAUUCCAGCUUCAAUGGGAAUCAUAGCCCAUCAAAUAUAGCGGCGUCCGUCAAAGGGCCGUGGGACACCAAGUCACUUCUCAGAUCCAUGCUUGUCUGAUCAUCCCGUACGGCAGAUGGUCGAUGAUGCUUACGAUCUGU
Molecule: messenger RNA, 1325 nt
Organism: Chaetomium strumarium
Lineage: Eukaryota; Fungi; Ascomycota; Sordariomycetes; Sordariales; Chaetomiaceae
Exons: 2
Coding region: 129-1109 (326 amino acids)
Source: RefSeq, a predicted model, not a curated record